UCCAAGGGACGGGACGGUGCCAGGAGAAGCAAGAGACAAUCAGUGGGGCUUUCCCACCGCCCCCACGAGAGCCGGGGCGAAGGUGUUUUCCAGCAGCGUGGGGUCUUUUCUUUCAAUAAAGGUUAUUAAAGAUGUUACCAGGAGCAUAAAAACGAACACAAACGAAUAAAGAGUCAAACGGGCCGAGAAAGAAAAGAAGAAGGAAGAAGGAAGGAAAAGUGUCCAAAGAGAGAACAAAAAGAAUAAGAAACAAGGCGGAUGUGAUCUUGAUGCUGACCUCUAGGUGGCCACCAUUCACGGGCACCAGGUUAUGCCCGGGUGGCACAUAGGAAGCUGUGAAGUGAAAGUAAGAAGCAAAGUGGGCAGAAAGAAAGUGGACUCGCUUCCGAAUGUCUUCUCUGGAGGUCGGCAUCGUGCUGCUGAUGGUCAUAGCGCCGUUCCAGCCAGUUCAAGGUGAAGAGCUCCAGCCACCUCGUAACAUUACCUUUGUGUCAAAGGAUUACAGUCUGUUCGUGAAGUGGUUGCCUCCUGAUGGCUCCCCCCCGGGAGUAUCCUAUACCGUCCUUUGGAUGGAGUCUUUUGAUGUUCAGUGGAAGGAAGUGCAGCCCUGCAGAAACAUCACUGGCACCCUCUGCAACAUCACUUGUGUGUUGCAAGAACCCAGCAACAGAUACUGGGUCAGGGUGGAAGCUCAAAGUGGAACCCGGGCUGGAUUCAUCUCAUCGGCAACUGAAACCGUAGAUUACAUCCUUCACGUGGAACUCGCUCCUCCAGUUCUCAGAGUAAAAUAUACCAGAAAUAUCUUUGGUGUGAACAUUUCUUUCACCUAUCCAUUUUGUAUGAAGCACAUCUUUCAGGAUCUGACAUAUGAUUUGGAGAUUUGGAAAGCUGGAUCCAAGGCACGGAUGAAAUAUGAGAACAUGCACGAGCCUUCAGUGGACAUCAGCACAACAAAGUGGCCCCAUGGCAAAUACUGCCUCCAUGCCCGAACAUCCUUCUUUAGAAAUGGGGACAGGAAACGGAGCAAUUUCUUGGCGCCCUUUUGCCUGUGGUUGCAUGAAGAAGCAAGAAAAUGGGAACUUGUUGCCCUUCCUUUGCUAGCCGUAUUGGUGACUGGUGUUGUGAUGUUUCUCCUCUACUACAAAAUCAAGAGCAAGCAAGUUGAGAUGCCUUCAGCUUUGAAAGUAUGUGUUGUGAGGAAAAAACAAGAUUAGGUAGGCCACUGGCCAGCUGCUGUUUUUCACAUUGCCCUUCCCCAUUGGUCAACUGGAAGGACACUGAGUGGAGAGACAGACUGUAGCAAUGACAGUCCUGGUUUGAUAAACAAGGAACCGAUGGCAAAUACAUUAAUGUGGAAAAUACGCCAUGAAGAUAAACUGUUGAGCAACAACUGUUCGAUGCAGUUUGGGGAAGUGCUACUUGCUUAGAGCUCAAUUAUACUUUCUGUUGGACAUGGUCAUAGUUAAGAUAAAUAUAGCAGCCUCAAAGCAGGUGCUUCUGAAAGAAGUACAAGAGAGCUAAGAUGGGAAAGGAACCUAAAGGGAGUGACUAAGAAACUGCCAGACCCACCACUCUUCUUGGCCUAAUGCCAACCUUCAUCUGGUCAGUGCAAAACAAAUAGCAGCUUCUGGGAUUGAUGGCAAGAGAUUGUGACAGUCUGGCUCCAAAACAUCUGGAAGGGCACCAGGUUGAUAAUCCCUGCUGAUGAAACCAUCUUCACAAAAUUUGCUUGCCAGUCUCUUUGCAGAGAGCGCUGAUGUUGGAUAAGACCAUUGAUCAGCGAUUCCUGCAAGCGUUGAGAUGUUUGAUAUAUUCUUUGAUAGAUAUUGGCGUACAUUAUGGACAGAUGUUUAAUGUUAUUCAUGUGCAGUCACUCAGAGAGACCUUGUUCCCCACCUUGUGCCCUGACACCUUUUUAACUGGGGAUGCUAAUGUGGACCUAGAGAUUUUCUUCAUCUUAAACAGAUGCAAUCUCUCUGUGGAGGGUGAGCUUUGCUCAUAGCAGUGGGAUUCAUAGCUGGUAUUUAACAGUUGAUGGUCUUGGAUUAAUGACAUCUGAUGGCACUUAUGAUUCUACUCUUGAAAGCAUCUAGUUUCUAUGCAAGAUAAACUCACUGAGAGGUCCCCUCAAAGUCCCCCCCCCACCCAGAGGGGACCUCCAGUGAGUUUAUCCUAGAUAGGAACCAGAUUCAUGGAGAAUUCAGAUUUCUCAUGGUGCAUUAAAAAGUGCAAACAUCACUUUCCAAUUAAAAUGGGUCAUUUUUAAAAUCCAGCUAUGAGCUUUAAAUAGUUAACUGCAUUCUCGUUGUUGAAUAUCAGCUGCUCUGUUUAAAUUGUGCAACCGUUUAAUCUUAGACUUGUUCCAUUUCUUAAACGUGUUUCAGUAGCAAUUUAUAUAUAUUCCUUAACAGAUGUUCCGAGUUUCGUUUUAUGAGCAUUUCUUUUAGUCACAUCUCUAAGUAUGACAUCUUUUUGUGGCUCUGUUUGAACUAUACUACUUACAUGAAGAUACUGAAAUCGGGGAGACAUUUCAGAGAGAAAUUCCUGAAUUUUUACUCUUUUGCUGUAUCUUCCUUACCAGUCAUUCUAAUGCUAAUGAAAACAGAGAAGAGGGGACCACCUUGCUUCUCCCUUUUGUAAUAAUGCAUUUUUGUGAUAGAAAUCCCUUUACAAUUAUCUUAGCGUCUUGUCCAUUGCAAGUUCUCUAUGUCCUUGAAAGCAAAUCUGAGCACAAUUCAUCUUCUUCAGGAUCAUGACUAUAAAAGUCAAUUCCAAAUUAUCAAAAGCUUUCACUGGAUCAAGAAAAAUCAUAGCCCCUUUCCCCUUUUUCUGAUUAACAUCAUCCGUGGUUUUCAAAAUACAUCUGAUAUUUUCUCUCCUGUCUCUCUUUAGGACCAAUCUACUCUGAUCAGGGGGAAUUGUGUUGACUAAAAGAUUACCCAACCUCUUUGGAAGGAUAGCUGUAAAGAAUAGCCGUAAAAAGCUGGUAGUCUGUGUUCAAUAAGGUGAUAAGCCUAUACAAUUCUGAACAGAUUGGGUUGUUCUUGUUAUAAGGAUAUAAAAGGUUCCUGAAAUGAAGAAGGAAGUUGUAUCUCAUACAUAUUCUGAAUGAGGCUUUGUCAAAAUUUCUUUUAAAGUCUUAUAGCAUGUUAAAAACCGAUCUGGUCUUAGGGAACUAUUCCCUUUUAACGUCUGUAUCACAUCCUUUAUUUCAUCUUCUGAAAUUGGCUUAGUAAAUAAUUUCUUUUGCUGGUCUGUAAAUUUUGUAAUCUGUGUUGGAUCCAAAUAUUCUUUACAGAUCCAAAUCUUUAUUGGCAUUAAAAGAGAGAACAGAAAUACAAAAACGCUCAUUGACUUAUCGUAAUAUUAAUCAAAGAGAAAGCCGUAUUCAUUGAGAGAUUUGUUUAAUAUUCUUUAAUCUUCUCCAAACUUGGUGUCUAUUUUCCAUAUAGCUGAGAAUAGUAUUUAACAAACUGAUUUCUCUUCUGAGCUCAAUAUAUAUAUCUUACAAUCCCAGAUUGAAACGAUAAUUGUUUUCUUGUUUGCUAGGCCAACAAUUUAUCUGGUUUGUUACCUGUCUUGAAAUAUUUCUGCCUAACAAGAAUGAUCUUAUCAAUUAUUUCCAAAAGAUUUAGUUGGUUACAAAUCACCUUAAUCUUUUUGUUCUAUAACCACGAUUCUUGAUUUUAAUUAUUUCAAAUCAUUGAACAAUAUAUCUUUCUAUUUUUGUAUGGUUUUCUGAUUGAUGCCAAGGAAAAAAAUAAUUCUCUCAUAAAUGCUUUACUGGAUUCUCGUAAUGGAUUCUUGAUUUUUAGAGACAUGAAUCAGGUUGUUUUCCUAAAUCUCGAUAAAUCGACUUCAUACAAGUGAAUAAAUAAAUGUCAGGAGUUGAAUUAAUUUGGAAAAACCUCUUUAACUCAAAUUUUCACUUCAGUUUGAUAUCUUCUUGCAAUAAUAAUAAUAAUCCACUCAAUCUUCAUCUUCUUACACCCCUUGAAGUUGGAUUCACUCAAUACUUAGGCCCAAUUCCUGUGGGAACAGCCAGAUCUUCAGAGCUCAAAAAAAAAGCUCUUAUUUUU
Molecule: messenger RNA, 4079 nt
Organism: Python bivittatus (Burmese python)
Lineage: Eukaryota; Metazoa; Chordata; Lepidosauria; Squamata; Pythonidae
Source: RefSeq, a predicted model, not a curated record